This is a messenger RNA of Drosophila hydei, 757 nucleotides long. Its product is annotated as COMM domain-containing protein 3. Gene Ontology annotation, biological process: sodium ion transport. The record is from RefSeq and is a predicted model, not a curated record. The transcript has 2 exons. The coding region runs from base 82 to 720 and encodes 212 amino acids. NCBI's taxonomy places the organism in Eukaryota, Metazoa, Arthropoda, Insecta, Diptera, Drosophilidae.
UGGCAGUUCGUUGUGAAUGGCGUAUUAACAGCUGUUCAUUAUUAGUUUGGCCCCUAUGUAUUAGCUAAAAAGUUAUUGUUAAUGGCCACCGCAACACAGUGUUCAAGUCCAUCAAAUGCACCCACAGAUGAUAAUAAUGGAUUACUUUCGGCGACCGUGAUAGCUGGCCUAAAAAACUUGGGCACCACACUAACAGCGGUCAUAAGCAAAACAUUGAUUGCCAAUUCAUUGAAAUUGACGCUCCAUCCAGAUGCAAUUAUAGCACCAGUACCCGAAAUAUACGCAACGAACGCAGCCAGUGCGAAACAGAGCGAAUAUGCCGUGGUCACACUUUACGCCGUGGCCACCAAACAUGGUUGGAGCAGUAUUACGCUGCGCCAGCAACUGGAUGCACUGGAACUGAAUGCCAGUGCCAUUGAUGAACUAACCCGUGUCUACGAGGACAAUCGAAAGGAUCUCGUGCUGCGACAAUUACAGUUGGGCCACAAUUUCCCGCACAUCACCGAUGUGCAGUGGCGUAUCGUAUGCGACGUGAAGUCCUCAACAUCGGACUGCAGCAGCGGCGCGCCACAUUUUAACAUCAAUUUGGGACAUUAUCGCCAGAGCAGCGGUGAACGCGUCACCGUUGUGGAGUUUGUAUGCAAUGCCGAGGAGCUGCAAUCACUAGUUAAUCGUCUGAAGGAUAUCGAGAGACACUGCAAUCAAGUGGCCAUUACUUAAAAAAUAGCGAAAACUUUCAUAUAUAUAUAUAUAUAGA